AAUUAGUAAAUUUAGAAUGUUUCGUAUUAUUUCAUGUCAGCGUUUCGAGAGCUUAAUGUGAGCUUCUUAAGUUUAAAUCGGCGAUGCUUACCGAAAACUACUGAGAUGAAAAUCCAUCUGUUGUUUUUGCAAUAGUGUUUCUUAAUAACUACAUACUUUGUUAAAAUGGGUCACGCUUCGUAUAUUAAGCGAAUCUAUAUAUAAGUCAUUGUUGGUUUGUUUCGUGUAGCUUAUUUGUUGAGUGCAUAUAGGAUUUAGUUGCAAUGAAUAUCAAAAAGUUUCCCACUAUCCUUGAAUAAUUAAUACGCUGUAAAUUUGAUUUUGCAUAGUUAUUCGUUAAUUUUUUUCUAACAUAAUCCGAGAGUAGUUAACUUUCCAAAUUGCAUACUUUGAUAAUUUGUAAUCUUUUCAUGGUGAUAAAAUUGACUGAGAAUGGGUUUUAACUGUGGAAAAAAUUAAUUGGUUAUACAACUAUAACAACUGGUGAAAAGAAUGCAGCGUGGAAAUUACGAAGUGUCUUCAAGUUCGAUGAAAAAAGAAGGCGCAGUGAUGGAUGAAGGUGUUGGGACUUCUUCUGAAUCUGGUGUAAACAUGCGGAUGACUGAGAUACCUGAUCGUUCAGUUGAUGAUUUCAAUUUACAGGAAGAGUUGCCAGUAACAAUAGAAGCUAAUAUUGAUCACAAUAAAGUGAAGAAGUUUCGCAAGGACAAGUUGGACCGAUCUACCAUAGUGGGAUGUAUGAUCAUUGUCGUGUUUAUGAUUGCACUCAUUGUCAUGGUCAUACUCACUGAAGGAUGUGUCAAAAAUGAAGGAAGAAAGGGCUACACGUGUGCGGAUACGACUGGGAGUGAAAAGGAAAGUUGGAGAGAUGCCUACUGCUCAGACCCACUGAGGACAGAUUGCCACUACUUAAGUGCGAAGAAGGAAACACAUGUUCAUGUUAUCGCAGAUCUGGUCAGAUGCGAUACACUCAAGUUCCCAAGUGAGAAGGUGACGAAGGUAGUAAUGUGGGACGAGGACAACUUCCUCCACUUAGCAGAUGACAAUCUGGGCUUGUGUCGCAUAAUGGAAGAAUCCUUCUUUGUAUGUCAUGCCAGAGGACUGUUUCUGGUUGAAGGUGUGUCCAGAAUGAACCCGCCUGAUUUAUAUUUCAAGAUGACAGUGAAUGACACCGAUCCAAAUUCUGAUUUCUGCGGUGAAGUGCAAUCCACCGACACGUAUGACCCAUCCGACCCAGACAGAGACGGAGUGUGUGUGGUGAACACGAAAAGUUUGGGGGUGGUGGAGCCUAAUGAGAAGCCAGAGAAGUGUAAGUCGCCAGAUGUGGAAGUGAUGAGAGUGUCAACUAACGAGAUGAUUACACAGCAGCUGGACGAGAGUGGUCGUUUUUUCCUGGAAACCAGUCAGCUCGAUAACUGGGUAGUCUGGAAGUGUUUCCUCCGAAUCACACUGUCCAAAUGGGACCGAGGCAGAUGUGUACCAGUUUCAGAACUUCAACCCUAACUCACAUAGCCGAAAAACGCUUACGAUUAGCGGCCCUCUAGAAAAAAUUCAAAUUGCAUUUUAGAUUCUCAAUUUCUGAAAAUUUUUAUAUGACUCAUUUUUUGAAAGGAAAUCACAUUUUUUCGCAUUUGAUGACGUGUAAAUACAAUACUGUGUAGAUAAAAUUGUUGCUUUUAAGACAAGCGAUCCCGUUGCUAUUUGUUUGAAACUAGAGUUUGGAGCUGGUUUAGAUAAGAAUUUAAACCUUUUCCCGUUUUAU
Molecule: messenger RNA, 1762 nt
Organism: Symsagittifera roscoffensis
Lineage: Eukaryota; Metazoa; Xenacoelomorpha; Acoela; Convolutidae
Exons: 6
Coding region: 493-1503 (336 amino acids)
Source: RefSeq, a predicted model, not a curated record